UAAAUAGCUCACAGACAGCCACCGAGAAACAGCUUUACAAAUUAUUGUUUUGUCUUUUUCAUUGAGAGGACAAUCGAUGAAGGUUCUUCAGUUAAUUCAUGUUGAAGAAAAUGGUGAAAUGACAGCUUAACGUGGGGGAAACCCUCUGUAAAAUUCAAAAUACUGUUGUUACAGAAAUCUGAGAUUGAAAAAUGAAUGAUUUAUAGCGACUAUCUAUUCAAAUGGAAAACUAUUUUUGAAGCCAUAUAUCGACGUUCGAUGUGAACCUGUGGUACACUUUUUAAACCUUUGUUUGGCUUCAGACUUUAUAAUGAACAGAAAGACCGUAAUCAAUAUGAUAUAUUUUAACAGAGAGGUAAUUUAUUAACAACACGGUUUACACUGCUUUUGAUGAAAUGUACACAUCUCCUCUGAGUUUUUGCGUGAAUAGGAAUUCUCAUCGUCCACUGCAGAUGCUCUCUCUAUCCCUGUGCACUCAUGUCAUCAAAAAUGAAACAUGAAAUAUUAUUCAAAUUGUGGAUUAGUAAUGAUUCUAUGGCAAUUUGUACUCACGCAAUCCACAGCUGAACCUUGGGACUGCAGUUCAUUCUUCAGCCAUCUUCCACAGAAUAUCACCAUUACAGAAUCUGAGAAACCAAAUACAUAUCUGGUGAAUUUGACAUUAACAGCUGCCUUCAACCACAGUAUAUAUUUUAAUAUUAUCUACCCCCCAGAAUUGAAAGUCUUCCUUGCAGAUUACAUAAAAGCUCAACAUGACCAAAACAUGUGGUCUUUGAUUCUACAAAAAUCCAUUGAUGUUGAAUACAUUUACCUUGAGAACGAUAAAUUUGCAUUAACUUACUUCCAAAUAAAAUUUUGCUGUGAAAAUCUUACGCAAGUAAUGACCAUUACGGUUACUGAUGAAGAUGAUAAUGGUCCUGUCUUCUCUAAUACAGAAUCUACAAACUGUACCUUGUCUGGAUACACAGCCAGCUCUGUAAGAGAAUAUACGGGGAAGUUAGAAACAAGUCCUGGUGGAAUAGGGGCAGCUGACGGAGAUAUAACCGGAAAUAACGUCACAUACUCUUUUCUUUAUGGUGAGCCAUUUGGUUUUGAAGAAUACUUCACCAUAAACUCACAAUAUGGUCAUGUCAACAAAACAAGGGAAGUAACCGAGGACGACCCACAUAGCUUCAUGAUGAUUAUUCAGGCCACAGAGGUGUCAAACCUCAGUCGGACUAAGAUCGCUGUGUUAGAAGUUGGCGUUGUGCAAAGUACCCCCGCCUACUCUUCAGAAGUGAAGGCUAAUCAGGGAGUCCUGAUAUUCCUACAAAUUCUCAGUGCUGUGUUGAUUCUUGCUUUCACUGCGGGAUUUAUUUUUAUUGUGCAUCAUCGAAUCAAAAAACGCAGUGUAAGUCCGAAAUUACCCGGUAGUGCUAGCACAAGUAAGUUUGACAGCAUGGAAGCAGUGACAGAGGACUCGUUCAUUCUAGAGAAUACCAUUGUUUUGACAGAAACAAAUCAAAUGAAUGGUGGAUCAAAAUAGCGCUCGAAAAAACUCUUCCACAGAGAUCCAAUUCAUUCAUUUGUUUUGAAGCCUAAAAUGGGUUAAUUUUCCUAAGGAUUUCUACUGUUCACUUCUUGUACAUUUUGUGUAAUUCCCAUAUCUGUUUCUUUUCAAUGAUGAUUUGUUAGAAGUUAGUCAAGAUCUUCAAUAUCUAGCGCUUUUUAAUCAUAAUGACUAUUUGGCUAAAAAAGUUUUAACAAUAAUUGUGAAAUUUUCUUAAAUAUGUGCAUCUGCCUUGUAACAUUUAUUAAUUACUGUCCAGUUGUUUGUGUUAGGUUUAAAUAUGAAAAGUUAUUCGAAUCAUUAUCCCUGGAUCGAGGUUUUUAUAGCGUCAAUUCAUUUGGUCUUGAAGCUUCGAUCGACAUGCUAAAGUAUAAUCAAAUAUGUACAUUUGUAAUGAAAAGUUGGUUGUUAUUAAAUUAUUUUUUUUAAUUGAAUUCAUUUUAAUAUUUUUAUAAGGAGACUAACUAUGAAAAACUAUUAUGCAUGUAUACCUAAAGAUAGGUGAUUUUUUUAAAUAACUUUAA
Molecule: messenger RNA, 2073 nt
Organism: Saccostrea cuccullata (small rock oyster)
Lineage: Eukaryota; Metazoa; Mollusca; Bivalvia; Ostreida; Ostreidae
Exons: 8
Coding region: 497-1525 (342 amino acids)
Biological process (GO): homophilic cell-cell adhesion
Cellular component (GO): membrane
Molecular function (GO): calcium ion binding
Source: RefSeq, a predicted model, not a curated record